AUGAAGAUCUUUCUAUUGGUCUUGGUUUAUCUGCACCUCUCAGAAGGUGUGGAGAGAAUUCUCCUGAGGAAAGGCAAGUCUAUCCGCCAGAAGAUGGAGGAACAAGGUGUAUUGGAGAAAUUUCUUAAAAGCUACCCAAAGGUUGACCCAGCUGUUAAAUAUCAUUUCAAUAAUGAUGCUGUUGCUUAUGAGCCCAUCACCAACUACCUGAAUGAUUUCUACUUUGGGGAGAUCAGCAUUGGGACACCACCCCAAAAUUUCCUGGUCCUUUUUGACACAGGCUCCUCCAACCUGUGGGUGCCCUCCACCUACUGCCAGAGCCAGGCUUGCAAGAAUCACAACAGAUUCAACCCCAACCAGUCCUCUACUUUCAAAAACAACGGGCAAACCUAUACACUGUCUUAUGGGAGUGGCAGUCUGAGUGUGGUCCUGGGAUAUGACACCGUGACAGUUCAGAAUAUCGUCAUCAACAAUCAGGAGUUUGGCCUGAGUGAGAAUGAGCCCAGCAACCCUUUCUACUACUCAGACUUUGAUGGAAUCCUAGGAAUGGCCUACCCAAACAUGGCAGUGGGAAGUUCCCCAACAGUCAUGCAGGGGAUGCUUCAACAGGGCCAGCUCACUGAACCCAUCUUUAGCUUCUAUUUCUCUCGCCAACCAACCUAUCAGUAUGGUGGAGAGCUCAUCCUGGGAGGUGUGGACACCCAACUUUAUUCUGGUCAAAUUGUCUGGACACCUGUCACCCGGGAACUGUACUGGCAGAUUGGCAUUCAGGAGUUUUCCAUUGGUAAUCAGGCCACUGGCUGGUGUUCACAGGGCUGCCAGGCCAUUGUGGAUACGGGCACCUUCCUGCUAGCCAUUCCCCAGCAGUACAUGGGCACCUUCCUUCAGGCGACAGGAGCCCAGCAGGCUGAGAAUGGUGAUUUUGUGGUCAGCUGCAACAAUGUACAGAGCAUGCCUACUAUCACCUUCAUCAUCAGUGGGGCUCAGUUUCCUCUGCCUCCUUCUGCCUAUGUCUUUAAUAACAAUGGCUACUGCUGGCUUGGGAUUGAGGCCACUUACCUGCCCUCUCCCAAUGGGCAGCCCCUGUGGAUUCUGGGAGAUGUCUUCCUUAAGGAAUAUUACUCUGUAUAUGAUAUGGCCAACAACAGGGUGGGUUUUGCCUAUUCUGCCUAG
Messenger RNA from Erinaceus europaeus (western European hedgehog), 1173 nucleotides. RefSeq names its product pepsinogen B (gene PGB). The transcript has 9 exons. NCBI's taxonomy places the organism in Eukaryota, Metazoa, Chordata, Mammalia, Eulipotyphla, Erinaceidae. Gene Ontology annotation, biological process: proteolysis. The coding region runs from base 1 to 1173 and encodes 390 amino acids. The record is from RefSeq and is a predicted model, not a curated record. Gene Ontology annotation, molecular function: aspartic-type endopeptidase activity.